Molecule: messenger RNA, 1353 nt
Organism: Beauveria bassiana ARSEF 2860
Lineage: Eukaryota; Fungi; Ascomycota; Sordariomycetes; Hypocreales; Cordycipitaceae
Exons: 1
Coding region: 1-1353 (450 amino acids)
Molecular function (GO): protein binding
Source: RefSeq, a predicted model, not a curated record
AUGGCGGUGACGCCGCUCAAAGACUGGCCGAAUGAGCUGCUCUUGUCUUUUUUGAAUCUGCUACCCUUGACCGACCUGCUCUCCAUGAUUAAAGUCUGCAAAUCCAUCUACGCUGUAUCCAUACCCCUUGUUUACUCGACUAUCGAGACAACCUGGGCUUUGGGCCGCACGCCGCCCGUCGUCCUACUACUGAGAAGCCUCGUCGAGCGUCCCGAGCUGUCAGGCCACGUUCACGACCUGCGUCUCGAGGGAAAUGGAGUACCAGGUAGACCCGAGCUCAGGGAGCUGCCCGCAUUCCCUAUCGACGCGUCUCUACUCAGCAAGGCGGCAAAGAUUAUACAAUCUACCAAAGUACCGUUUGCCGAUCUUUGGAUACACGAGUUGCAAUCUGGCACCGUCGAUGCCAUCGUGGCACUGCUCCUCGCAAUGCUGCCUAAGUUAACGUCUCUCUUUCUCGGGCCCAACUUUACGAUUCGGAGUAGACUCUGGGGAGGCAUGCUUCAAUGUGCUCUUUGCAAGCCGCAAAAGACUCUUCCUGCAUACAAAAGCCUACGCCACGUCACGUCCAAGUUUAGGGCCAAAGAAUACUUUUAUACUGACAUCUGCAACGCGGCCGAUAUUCUACCCUUGUUCUAUCUUCCGAGCAUCGAGGAUUUAUCAGUAUCUAUCGAUAACCCAGCCGAAUUUACCUGGCCCGCUUCGCAUGCGCCGAGCCCAUCAAUUGUCUCGCUGGAUAUCUACAGGCUGCGCGAAUCCCGGUUAGGCCCCGUCCUGUCCGUAUUAAAGGCACUUCAAAAGCUGCACUGGCACUGGUCUUACCAGCCAGAUCUUGACGAGGACGUUAGCAAAGGCGUGGUACGACUGGACACGGCAGCUGCGGCACUUGGCGAGGUCGCUGACACGCUCACCGACUUGACCAUUACCGCAAUGACCCGCCCUAAUUACUCGGUCGGCGAUUAUGACCCUCCUCCGCUAGAAAUCCAGGCAUCGCUAGAUGGCCUGUCCCGUUUGAGGAAGCUCAAAAACUUAAGUCUCCCAUGGGCCUUUUUGAUGGGCUUUUCGAAAUCACCAACCAAGAGACUCCUGCGUGCCCUUCCUCCAAGCCUCGAGGUGCUUCGGCUGACGGCAGAUUUGGACGAUCAAGACGAGUGGGAGUGGGAAGAAGAGGACUCUGUUAUAGAUGCGAUGAAAUUCGAGCUUGCGAGCUUCAACUUGUCGCGCCAUCCUUCUUUACGUCGUAUCAUUCUGCCACUUCCUUUCGAGUACAACGAAGUGACCGAAGACCAGGAAGAGGAGCUACAAACAAUUGGCGCAAGAGUCGGACUUGAGUUGGGAUGGAUUCAACAAGCAUAA